Molecule: messenger RNA, 3620 nt
Organism: Pelmatolapia mariae (spotted tilapia)
Lineage: Eukaryota; Metazoa; Chordata; Actinopteri; Cichliformes; Cichlidae
Gene: nucks1a
Product: nuclear casein kinase and cyclin-dependent kinase substrate 1a
Exons: 8
Coding region: 299-1204 (301 amino acids)
Biological process (GO): interstrand cross-link repair; double-strand break repair via homologous recombination
Cellular component (GO): cytoplasm
Molecular function (GO): double-stranded DNA binding; single-stranded DNA binding
Source: RefSeq, a predicted model, not a curated record
GAGGACCCACCCCUCAAGGCCGCGUAGUUUGGUUGAGCACAGGCUGCAGUUUCAGUUUGUUUUAUUCACCAUUUUGAAGGUAGCUGAAGGUAAAAAAAAUAUAUAAGAAUAUUUGCGUUAGGAGGACAAGUGGCUGCCGUACUUUUAUUUUCACGCGCUAGCUCGGACGGUGGAGUUGUGCGUCAACCUCACUCCCCUCGGUGUUUUGCAGAGCGGGAAUCUAUAUUCCUUUUUCCCCCCCUGUGCUUUUUCUUCUCCCCCUUUCUCACAUCCUUAACCUCCACAGUAUUCCUGCAAAAUGUCAAGACCAGUGAGGAACAGGAAGGUGGUGAACUACUCACAAUUCAACGAGUCUGAUGACGCAGAUGAGGAGUAUGGUGACGACAAGCCGAAGAAGGUGCGACCAGCCCCUCGUGAGCACAAGCGCUCAAAGAACUCGCAAGAUGACAGUGAGGACUCUGAUGACAAGCUCUCCAAACCCAAAAAUGAUUCAGCAGAUGACUUUGGCAGCGAUGAUGAAGACAAUGACUUUGGAGAGGAGGAGGAUGAAGACGGAGGAAGUGACUAUGAAGAAAAAAGAGGGAAAAAGGGAAAGAAAGCCAAAGUGGAGAAGCCCAGCAAGCGGGGGCCGAAGAGAAAACGGGCUGCAGAUGACAGCGAUGACGACAGGGAAGUGAGUCGAAAGCGUACAGUGCGUCAGGCGGCCUCAAAGGCCGUGUCCAAACAGAGAGAGAUCCUGCUGGGAGAUGGAGGCAGCGAGGAUGAGGAACAUGAAGAUCAAGAGGAGUCCUACAUGGACCCUGACGAGUCUGGCAGCGAUGAGGACUUCAUGGUGGAGGAUGACGAUGACAGCGACUACGGUCACUCCAAGAAGAGAGGCAAGAAGGUGAUUCGACGGCGACGGACAGACAAGGAGAAGAAAAGCCCCAAGCCACGGCUAAAGGCCACAGUGACCCCCAGCCCAAUGAAAGGAAAGGGGAAGGGGCGCCCCAGCACCAAGGCGAUGGAGAAGAGCUCACCCAAAGAGGAAGAAGAGGAGGAGGACCCAGAGAGUCCCCUGGAGGAGGAAGAGGAGGAGCCCGAGAAGAAGGAGAGUUCCCCAGCUCCCAAGAAGACAAAGGAGGCCACAGGAGGAGAAGAGGAAGAGGAGGACGAGGAGGAGGAGGAUGGCUCAGAAGAGGAGGCACCCUCUGGAGAAGACUAGAAGAUGGUACCCAUUUGAAGCCCAUCCUCCACAUCUCUCUCUGUCUGUUCUCAGUGGGUUUUUUCUGUUCUUCUUUUUGUUGUUUUGUUUUUUUUCUUUUUGUUUUGCUCUGCGUUUAGACUUUUGUUUGUUUUUUUUGGUUAGUUUUUUUUGGGUUUGUGCCGGUGGCCUGGCUCAGUGGUUUGGACUUGGUGUGCUUCUUUAACCUCCCCCCUCCUUCUCGCUGCCUCCAGCUUGGACAUAGUGCUCCUGUGGCUGUACAGCAUAUGUAAGGACUUAGUAUUUUCUCUUCAUCCUUUCUGGAUUUUCGUGUGAAAACUCUCAGCGCUAGCAGGCAUCCGUCCCGAGUGUGAACACACCCCUUCACUGCUGUGUAUCUUUGUUUCCUCCUCGCGGUUAUCAGGCAUGACUGGCCACACUCUUUACUAUUUUUUUUACUGAUAUGUGUCAGUAAGUUGAGCGCUGUAUUUGCAACAUGACGUUGAGUGAGCACGUGCAGGCAGCAGUAAAGCCUUCACCCUCUCUGGUUUGCUUUUUUGGCACCAGGUGGUUGUUUUAGACGGUUCUUUGAGUUUGAGCAGCGUCUUUUAAAUUCUUUUUAAAGCUAGCUCCGCUUCCUUCAGACACUUUGAUCUACAUAGUUUGCGGCUGCUGCUUCAUUAAAAGUGUAACUGGGUGUUCGCUACAUGUCAGACUGCCACCGUUGCACAUUUCAAGAAGACACACGCGUGUGUGCGCCUUUGCAUACACGCUUAAAUUUUCAUUGGGGUACUUUUUGUAUUUUUCCUCUAAGCCCAUCAGCUGCCUUUGUGAAAUGGUUUCUGUUGUUGUACGUCAGGCUUUCUAAUAACCUCCUUUUAAAAAACACACACAAUUUCUAUUCCCUGCAUGGCUACAGCAUCUUCUGAACACUCAAGCCCUUGUGCCAGGCAUCCUGAAACCUUUUUAUUUUAAGAAAGAGGUGUUUUUGUUUUCUUUUGUCUUUUUUUUCUUUUCAGAGUUAAAAAAUGAAUGUUUUUCUCCUGUUGGUUAUUGUUCUAAUUCUCUAUUCAGAUUUUUUUUGUAAUGUUUGUUUUUUAAGAAAAAGAAAUAAAAUGUAUCUUGAUUUUAAAGAAAAAAAAUGUCGACCCUAUCCAAUCUGUUCUUGCCUGAUGGUUUGAUCAGCCAUCCCUUCUUUGACUUAUUCUGUCCUUUUCAUCCCCCCCUCCCACCCCCAAACACAUCAGCUUUAGCGAGGUCCAUGUUUCCUGGAGGCUUUUUUUUUUUUUUUUUUGCCCACAUUACUGUUUCCACAAGUGGACACCUUUUCGACUCCAGAUUUCCACAGUCCUGCGACUCGGGAGUAGAUUAAAAGCGGGCAGCUCGGUAUAUAUCCGGCAUUUGUUUCUCUGUCAAUGCCUUAAUUUUCAUUGAGUUUCGGUCGUGGCUCUGAUUAUAUCGUCACUGGAGGCCCGAGAAUGUAAUCUGUCCUCAAGUUUUAGGUCUUUGCUACAAACGGCAAAUUAGGCUUAAAACGAGUCAACAAUCUGUACGAUCAGCAAUCCAAAGCCAUAAAACGAUCUCAAAACUAGUGACUCGGAGAUCAGGUGCAGCACUUGUGAGAUUAAAUGUUUUUGUUUUUUUUUUUGCAACGAAUAGUGUUUGAUGUCAAAGUGAAAAAACAAAGAAAAAAAGCAAAACAAAAAAAACCAAAAAAAAAAACCAAGUCUGUAUUGCGGUCUUGGGAGUGUGUUUUCACAUCAAGUCUGAGGCUGCAGUAAACGUCAGUCCUGGAUGUGUACAGGACCCACUCGAACCUAGUCCCUGGUUCAGAAGCACAUUCGAUUGUUUUCCGACUGUCCUCGUUCGCAGGUUAAAGUGUUUUUUCUACGUUCAGGUCCUGAAUUGGCACCCAUCUGUAGCUACUGUCAUUUUCUGAUUGGAACUUAAAAACAAACAAACCUCUGUUUAUAUCAACCUAACGCUCCAAGAGCUGUUAGCGGUAGGGUCAGAUAGCGGCUCGUAGUUCACAGCACUGAGGGCUUGAAUGAGGUUCCUAUCAUCGUCCCGCAGGAGCCACAUGGCAUAAGGCUAUGAAUUUCUCCUCUCUCAUUCAUUCUACAACUUCUGUUCUCUUUCUGAUGUCUUUUUUUUUGUUUGUUUUUCUUUCAAUCUACCUUCAGUUGUACUGGCAAUGUAAAUGUAAGCCAAGUUGUGAUUCCUACAGGAGACCAAGUGGAGAAGAUUUUGUCAGUAGUGUGGAAAAGGAACACUGAACUCUUGAAUCUUUUUGCAUGUUGUGGAAAAGUGCGAAGCGGUGAUGAUGAUGGUGGUAAUGGCAAUAUUGUGGUCUUACAAAAAAAAAGUAUUAACAGCGAUGUUGAUAAUGUUUUUGGUUUCCCAGCUUCUAAUAAAGGCAACCUACUUUUUAUACAGA